Plenodomus lingam JN3 is the source of this 1188-nucleotide messenger RNA. RefSeq lists its product as uncharacterized. The record is from RefSeq and is a predicted model, not a curated record. Lineage: Eukaryota; Fungi; Ascomycota; Dothideomycetes; Pleosporales; Leptosphaeriaceae.
AUGGGGCACGGACCAGAAUCGUCAAAAGUGGCGAUCAAGAUGGAGGCAAGGAUGGGCGGGAACAUCAAGAUUAGAGUGGGGAAUGGCGCUGCUACUAUGUUGUAUACCAUAAGCCGCAGUGCGCGAGCUGUGUACGAAGUGAAGAAUGGCGAGGAAUCCCAGCAGCUACACCGUAGAAGAAGAUACAGAGACUUCAGCAGAUGGAUCCAAGAGAAGACAAGCUGUCGCUGUCAUCUUGUCGCAAUGGCUAACUGCGAGAAGCUAUGGUGGCUCAGUGAGCUCAGUCACCUCCAGAGCAUUGAAGCGUUCAGCGGACCCGAAUUAGAAGAACGCCUUGAGCACAAAGCUAUCUCCUCUAUUGCUUCUUUAACUAAUGAUACGGGAACUGGAAUGCCACAGUUGUUCACUGUGCGCAGCGCACAGCGACAGCAGCUCACUGAGCUCAGCGACAUUGGUGACUCCAGGGCGCCUUCACGCCAGUGUACAACGAGCCUGGAUCAGGCAAUUGACUCCUUUCGGCCAUUGUAUACAAGCAUGCGGACGCUCGUUGCGAGCCACGAGGCCACUGCGACACCCACACAAGCCCCGAACGCUCAUACAAUACUUCGCCGUACGGUGCCGUCGCCUCUCACCCACCACGCCAUCAGCACUGACCGCACCCUCGCGCCCGCUCCUUCCAAUCGCCUCACCAACACCCUCACUCUCCGAGUCAAAGCCCGCUCCACCCUGUUAGAUACCCAUCACCCCAGCCCCAGCAGCUCCAAGCCUCAACAGCAUCACCUCACCGCAGAUCCCGCACUUACCAACACCCCUAACACCCAACUCCAGCCCAGGUCACUCCACGCCAACCACCCCAUACCUUCGAAAGCAGCCAGCACAACCUCAAUCUACCCUUCCGACACCACGCUGUCCUUCUUCUGGCUCAAUCUCGAUACGCACAACUACGAGCACAAUCACGCUAAGCCAACAGUGGUGCUCCUCCGCCAUUCGCACAGUACAAAGGCGCACUCAACGACGCGAGCGAGCGACUCUGGGACUGGGACUGCGGGCUUUUGCUACGAGAUGGGACGGAGUCGCUGGGACAACGGGGGAAGAAGUUGGGGGUGCGUGGGUAGGACAAUGGGGGAUAUGUGGUUGUGCUUUAUCGUUGGUUCCUUGGUGAUGUUUGAAACGAAGAAUUAUACAUGA